UAUCAUUUUCAACCAACACUUUCAGAAACAAGUACAAUGUUCGCUAAGAUUCUCGCUGUAUCUGCCUUUGUGGCUUUCGCUCAAGCUGGACUUCUGCCAGCAGCUCACUUAGUCAGUGAACACGCUGUAGAUUACUAUGCUCACCCAAAAUACGAAUUCAACUAUGGAGUUCAAGAUGGACACACCGGAGACAACAAAUCCCAACAUGAAGUACGUGAUGGAGAUGUUGUGAAGGGAUACUACACCGUUGCCGAACCCGAUGGUACCUUGAGAACCGUCCACUACACCGCUGAUGACCACAACGGUUUCAACGCUGUUGUAGAAAAAUCUGGACAUGCUGUACACCCACAACAAGUUGCUCAUGCUGUACCUGUUGUACACGCCGCCCCUGUUGUCCACUCAGCCCCAAUUGUUCACUCCGCCCCUAUUGUACAUUCUGCUCCAAUUUACCAUCAAGUUGCUCCCCAAUACUACCAUUAUUACAUUGUGUUACAGGUUCUUGCCUUAUCUGCUUUUGUGGCUUUUGUACAAGCUGGAUUAUUGCCUUCAGCUCAUUCUGGAGAUGAACAUGCCAUUGAUUAUCACGCUCACCCCAAAUACGAUUUCAACUAUGGAGUCCAAGAUCCACAUACUGGUGACCAAAAAUCUCAUCACGAAUCUCGUGAUGGUGAUGUUGUAAAGGGAUCCUACUCACUUGUAGAACCUGAUGGUACCUUGAGAACUGUCCACUACACAGCCGAUGACCAUAACGGAUUUAACGCCGUUGUAGAAAAAUCUGGACACGCUGUACAUCCCCAACAAGUCGCACAUGCUGCCCCUCAGGACCACUAUUAUCAUUAAAUACACUCACGGAUAUAUUCCCUGAUUUUUGUAUAUAUUUUUGUAUUAUA
Molecule: messenger RNA, 890 nt
Organism: Harmonia axyridis
Lineage: Eukaryota; Metazoa; Arthropoda; Insecta; Coleoptera; Coccinellidae
Product: pupal cuticle protein Edg-84A-like
Exons: 5
Coding region: 37-840 (267 amino acids)
Cellular component (GO): extracellular matrix
Source: RefSeq, a predicted model, not a curated record